UAACUGGAUUUAAAGUCUCAAGCAAUAUGGCUACCACGGGGGCUGUUGAACCUUCAGUAAUGAAUCCCAUUAAUGUAGAAACACAUGACUUCAGAAUUCCUGUCAGGGAAAUCCUUAAACCUGAUGAUAUGGACAAGUGGAGAAAAUCUAAGGCAAACAACGAUCUUUUGGGUUUCAUUAUUGCAAUGAAUAAUUCAGUGAAAUCAAUGAAAAUAUCUGGCACCUACCCAAUAUCUGAGACUGUGAAGAAACUGAUGGGCCUUUUGGAUACGUUGGAUCAAUGGAUGAUGGACAUUCUUCCGAUUGACCAACCUCAGAGAUUUGGCAACAAAGCUUUCCAACAGCUUUAUAUUAAACUGAAAGAGAAUGUUGUAGAGGAAAUGGAAAAAUGUUUUGAUGAAAAAUAUCACAAAGGUUUCCCAGAAAUAUCUACUUAUCUGGUUGAAGGGAUUGGUAAUUCCACAAGAAUUGAUUAUGGCACAGGCCAUGAAAUGUCUUUUGCUGCUUUCCUCUGUACCUUAUAUAAAGUAGGGAUCCUUACUGAGGCCGAUGCCCCAGCUAUUGUCUUGAAAGUCAACGAGAAGUAUUUGCAGCUGAUGCGUCGAAUGCAGCAAAGAUAUCGAAUGGAACCUGCUGGAAGCCAUGGUGUUUGGAGCCUAGACGAUUACCAAUUCAUUCCUUUCAUCUGGGGAAGCAGCCAGCUUAUUGGUCAUCCUCGAAUUUUACCAAAAUCCUUUAUCAACCCAGAAAUUUACGAACAUUUUAGUCAAGACUACAUCUUUUUAGCUUGUAUAAAGUACAUUAAUCAAGUGAAAACUGGUCCCUUCUUUGAACAUUCCAAUCAACUCUGGAGUAUCAGUGCAGUCGCCUCGUGGGAGAAAGUGAAUUCAGGCCUUAUAAAGAUGUAUAAAGCAGAGGUUUUAGACAAAUUCCCUGUGAUCCAACAUUUCUUAUUUGGCUCUUUGAUGAGUAUUGAACCUGUGGAAGUAUGAGACAAGAAGAACAUGCUGAAAUGAUAUCAACUUCUGUCGGUGGAUUAUGAAAUGCUUAAUACACAAGGACCCACCGCCCUCCCCUCCCCUCCCCCUUCUCAUAUUCCUCAAAUUCAUGUCCUCAACAUAUCUGAAGCUGGUUUUGUUUUUGUUUUGUUAUUUGAUAUUUUUCUUAUCCAUUGAUAUCUGAGAGAUCUAUUUGUUCCAAGAAUAUAUUGCGUGUGUAUAUAUAUAUAUAUCUGUGUGUGUGUGUAUGUGUAUGUGUGAGCGGAGAGAGAGAAUGUAUGUAUAUAUGUACAGACACACAUACACAA
This is a messenger RNA of Octopus sinensis (East Asian common octopus), 1306 nucleotides long. Its product is annotated as serine/threonine-protein phosphatase 2A activator. Gene Ontology annotation, molecular function: protein tyrosine phosphatase activator activity; peptidyl-prolyl cis-trans isomerase activity. Gene Ontology annotation, cellular component: protein phosphatase type 2A complex; nucleus; cytoplasm. The record is from RefSeq and is a predicted model, not a curated record. The transcript is spliced from 10 exons. The coding region runs from base 27 to 992 and encodes 321 amino acids. Gene Ontology annotation, biological process: mitotic spindle organization. NCBI's taxonomy places the organism in Eukaryota, Metazoa, Mollusca, Cephalopoda, Octopoda, Octopodidae.